AUGGAAUUUGAGUUAGAUGCUUUCUCGCCGGAGAUUCUAAAUGGAAUAAAUUGUUCAGGUCUACCACCACACAAGUUGGUUCUAAAGGUUGGCGCUCCUGUUAUGUUGCUGCGAAAUAUAGACCAAACUAAUGGUUUGUGCAAUGGAAUGAGGAUGCAAGUUAGAAGAAUGGAAAAUCAUGUGAUAGAAUGCAAGACUUUAACUGGUAACAAAGCUGGAAGUAUUGUUCUUAUCCCAAGACUGAAUCUAAUUCCAAAUAAUGAAACAUUGCCGGUCAGGUUUCAAAGAAGACAAUUCCCAAUUAUUAUGUCAUUUGCAAUGACAAUAAAUAAGUCUCUGGGACAAACUCUAUCGAAAGUUAGAAUUUACCUUCCAAGGCCAGUUUUCACCCAUGGUCAAUUGUAUGUUGCGUUAUCAAGGGUAACGAGUAAAGAUAGUCUGCGAGUGCUGUUGCAAGAUCAUGGACACUUGGAAGAUAAUUGCACGAUGAAUGUGGUAUAUAGAGAAGUUUUUGAGAGCCUAUAA
This is a messenger RNA of Arachis stenosperma, 525 nucleotides long. RefSeq lists its product as uncharacterized. The transcript has a single exon. Lineage: Eukaryota; Viridiplantae; Streptophyta; Magnoliopsida; Fabales; Fabaceae. The record is from RefSeq and is a predicted model, not a curated record. Bases 1 to 525 code for a protein of 174 amino acids.